Molecule: messenger RNA, 694 nt
Organism: Penaeus vannamei (Pacific white shrimp)
Lineage: Eukaryota; Metazoa; Arthropoda; Malacostraca; Decapoda; Penaeidae
Source: RefSeq, a predicted model, not a curated record
AUGUUACAGGAAGUUGAGCGCGUCGAAAACUUCGUUGGUGAUAUAAAAGCUCAGCUCAUAUUUCAUCGCAAGAAUUCGUGGUGCACCGCUAUCAAUUCGAACUUUGAAGCUGUGUGGAAAGCCCUCCGUCUGCUGGUGGGCGUGGGGGUCGUUCUCGCCGCCCACGAAGCCGCGUACAGGCGUCUCCACGUGGGCGAGGGACUGGCUGAUGCUGAUGUGAGGAUAGAGUACACCCACGCCUCUGUCACGCAGUGUGCCAUCCGCGCCGGGCAGAGCGGUGCCGAAGUGUUCUCGAGCCUGACACUCCCAGGAGCCGGCGUGCAGUGCCGCCUCGCCCGCCCUGACAUCGACCCUCUGCAGCCUAUCCCUGUGGCACCCAACCCAAACGAGGACACUUGGGCCAUGCUGAAAGAUCCCGAGCCAACAACCACAACCGCGUCUCCUACGACAACAACCACAGGAGCCGGAGGUGGAGCCUGUGCGAUUGUCUGCGAUACUGCAACUCCCUCUGCUUGGGUCAUCAACUACAACUACAUUGGAUGCAGCUUCUAUGACCAGUGCAGUCCGACAGGGAACGUACGGAAGAAUUGCGCACCGGGGACUGUGCUUGGAAACCCCUCCUGCAUGUUCCCUGACCCAACGACCGUGUGCCCGUGUCCGGAGUGAAGAAGGGGGAGGGGGGGAGGGGGAGGGG